AUUGAACCGUGGAAAAGCCUGUAUGAUGAGUGGCAGAUAGAUCGUGAUUUCUUCCACCAGACCAUCAAGGGGACUUAUCCAUCGCCCUUCUGUGCCACGUAAUGGAGAAAUUGUACUCUAAGCUCUUUCUUUACUUUAGUAUUGCUGUGCUCAAUGUUUCUACACAGGAUAUCAAUGAAUGUGCAUCUGGACCAUGUAAACACGGAGGUAUCUGUACAGAUAAAGUGAAUGGAUACACAUGUACAUGUGUCACUGGAUAUGUUGGAGUUCAUUGUGAAAUAAAUAUCAAUGAAUGUGCAUCUGGACCAUGUAAACACAGAGGUACCUGUAAAGAUAAUGUGAAUGGAUACACAUGUUCAUGUGCUCCAGGUUAUAAUGGAGUUCACUGUGAAAGAGGGCCACCAACUGUCACAAUUCCACAGUCAUCAUACAGUGUUAUUAUUGGUAGGUCUGUAACCUUGACCUGUAAUGUGAUAUCUGACCUUGACAUCACUUCUGUUACAUGGCGGAGAACAACUGAAAAUAACAGUGAACCUUUAUUUAUAACUGUAUUAUCUGGCGAGAUAUCAAGUUCAAAAUACAGUGGCAGUAACAGCAGUUCCCCAUCUCUGACCAUCUCUUAUGCUGACAAACAAGAUCAAGGAGCUUAUACCUGUAUAGCUACAAAUGAGGAUGGAACAGGGAACAGUUCUGCCACUUUUCUCGUAGUUAGAGGGCCACCAACUGUCACAAUUCCACAGUCAUCAUACAGUGUUAUUAUUGGUAGGUCUGUAACCUUGACCUGUAAUGUGAUAUCUGACCUUGACAUCACUUCUGUUACAUGGCGGAGAACAACUGAAAAUAACAGUGAACCUUUAUUUAUAACUGUAUUAUCUGGCGAGAUAUCAAGUUCAAAAUACAGUGGCAGUAACAGCAGUUCCCCAUCUCUGACCAUCUCUUAUGCUGACAAACAAGAUCAAGGAGCUUAUACCUGUAUAGCUACAAAUGAGGAUGGAACAGGGAACAGUUCUGCCACUUUUCUCGUAGUUAGAGGGCCACCAACUGUCACAAUUCCACAGUCAUCAUACAGUAUUAUUAUUGGUAGGUCUGUAACCUUGGCCUGUAAUGUGAUAUCUGACCUUGACAUCACUUCUGUUACAUGGCGGAGAACAACUGAAAAUAACAGUGAACCUUUAUUUAUAACUGUAUUAUCUGGCGAGAUAUCAAGUUCAAAAUACAGUGGCAGUAACAGCAGUUCCCCAUCUCUGACCAUCUCUUAUGCUGACAAACAAGAUCAAGGAGCUUAUACCUGUAUAGCUACAAAUGAGGAUGGAACAGGGAACAGUUCUGCCACUUUUCUCGUAGUUAGAGGGCCACCCACUGUCACAAUUCCACAGUCAUCAUACAGUGUUAUUAUUGGUAGCUCUGUAACCUUGACCUGUAAUGUGACAUCUGACCUUGACAUCACUUCUGUUACAUGGCGGAGAACAACUGAAAAUAACAGUGAACCUUUAUUUAUAACUGUAUUAUCUGGCGAGAUAUCAAGUUCAAAAUACAGUGGCAGUAACAGCAGUUCCCCAUCUCUGACCAUCUCUUAUGCUGACAAACAAGAUCAAGGAGCUUAUACCUGUAUAGCUACAAAUGAGGAUGGAACAGGGAACAGUUCUGCCGCUUUUCUCAUAGUUAGAGGGCCACCAACUGUCACAAUUCCACAGUCAUCAUACAGUGUUAUUAUUGGUAGCUCUGUAACCUUGACCUGUAAUGUGGCAUCUGACCUUGACAUCAUUUCUGUAACAUGGCGGAGAACAACUGAAAAUAACAGUGAACCUUUAUUUAUAACUGUAUUAUCUGGCGAGAUAUCAAGUUCAAAAUACAGUGGCAGUAACAGCAGUUCCCCAUCUCUGACCAUCUCUUAUGUUGACAAACAAGAUCAAGGAGCUUAUACCUGUAUAGCUACAAAUGAGGAUGGAACAGGGAACAGUUCUGCCACUUUUCUCAUAGUUAGAGGGCCACCAACUGUCACAAUUCCACAGUCAUCAUACAGUGUUAUUAUUGGUAGCUCUGUAACCUUGACCUGUAAUGUGACAUCUGACCUUGACAUCAUUUCUGUAACAUGGCGGAGAACAACUGAAAAUAACAGUGAACCUUUAUUUAUAACUGUAUUAUCUGGCGAGAUAUCAAGUUCAAAAUACAGUGGCAGUAACAGCAGUUCCCCAUCUCUGACCAUCUCUUAUGUUGACAAACAAGAUCAAGGAGCUUAUACCUGUAUAGCUACAAAUGAGGAUGGAACAGGGAACAGUUCUGCCACUUUUCUCAUAGUAAGAGGGCCACCAACUGUCACAAUUCCACAGUCAUCAUACAGUGUUAUUAUUGGUAGGUCUGUAACCUUGACCUGUAAUGUGACAUCUGACCUUUACAUCACCUCUGUUACAUGGCUGAGAAUAACUGAAAAUAACAGUGAACCUUUAUUUAUAACUGUAUUACCUGGUGAGAUAUCAAGUUCAAAAUACAGUGGCAGUAACAGCAGUUCCCCAUCUCUGACCAUCUCUUAUGCUGACAAACAAGAUCAAGGAGCUUAUACCUGUAUAGCUACAAAUGAGGAUGGAACAGGGAACAGUUCUGCCACUUUUCUCGUAGUUAGAGGACCACCAACUGUCACAAUUCCACAGUCAUCAUACAGUGUUAUUAUUGGUAGGUCUGUAACCUUGACCUGUAAUGUGACAUCUGACCUUUACAUCACCUCUGUUACAUGGCUGAGAAUAACUGAAAAUAACAGUGAACCUUUAUUUAUAACUGUAUUACCUGGUGAGAUAUCAAGUUCAAAAUACAGUGGCAGUAACAGCAGUUCCCCAUCUCUGACCAUCUCUUAUGCUGACAAACAAGAUCAAGGAGCUUAUACCUGUAUAGCUACAAAUGAGGAUGGAACAGGGAACAGUUCUGCCACUUUUCUUGUAGUUAGAGGGCCACCAACUGUCACAGUUCCACAGUCAUCAUACAGUGUUAUUAUUGGUAGGUCUGUAACCUUGACCUGUAAUGUGAUAUCUGACCUUGACAUCACUUCUGUUACAUGGCGGAGAAUAACUGAAAAUAACAGUGAACCUUUAUUUAUAACUGUAUUACCUGGCGAGAUGUCAAGUUCAAAAUACAGUGGGAGUAACAGCAGUUCCCCAUCUCUGACCAUCUCUUAUGCUGACAAACAAGAUCAAGGAGCUUAUACCUGUAUAGCUACAAAUGAGGAUGGAACAGGGAACAGUUCUGCCACUUUUCUCGUAGUUAAAAAUACCUAUACAAAUUGUAACAAGAAUGUGAGUGACAUUAGAUUGCAUACCAUGUUACCUGUAGGAUAUUGUUUAGAUCACAGCAUUGUUUGCCAUGGUAAAGAUGAUACAGGCCAAAAAAUUGAGAUUAAGAACAUUGUCAAAGGAGUGGAAUUUAUAGAUGUAAAGACAAAGCCAGAGGUUGACAAUCAAACUGGUUUUGAUCUCUGUGUAAAUAGAAGCCUUAAGGAUGUGUCAGGACUUUAUCAGCUGAUAUUAACAGUUAGUAUAGAUGACAGUCAAGAGAUGAACUUAAAAUGGAACGUAGAAGUUGAAAAGUCAAGAUGUAUUCUAAAUUCCUCGUAUGAAGUAGAGGUGUUGGAAUAUGAAUCUGUUGGGAGUGUGGUGUUACAUAUAGACAGUUGUGCACCUAAUUACUAUACCAUACUGUCUUCAAUAGCUGAGCAGUCAGAUGAGGAAAUAAGUUUUACAACAGAUUAUGGUUAUGGAUACAUCAUUACCAGUCCACUUAAUACAGAUAUUAGCACUUUGUAUAAAUUUCUGUUGGUGAUGACAGAAAACACCAUUGUCCUUCAGACAGUUAAUGUAACCAUAGCGAUUGUUGAUUCAAGCCAAAGACCUUUGUGUCCACUUACAAUCAACAUCUAUAUAAGCUUGUUAGAUGUAGAGGGAAAAACUGGUUACAAAGUGAUAUGUUCAUCUUAUAAUAAUAGAUCUAUAGCCUAUGCUGUCUCUGGGACAGACUAUUUUGAAGUACUUUCUUCUGGAGAAAUCCAUUUGAUUUCACAGUUACCUAGAUAUUUUGACAUCAUAACAUACUUUAACAUUGUUGUAAGAUAUGAUGGAAAUCCUCAGCAUUCAGAAACUGUUGGAGUUGUUGUACAUUUAAAUAAAUCUAUCAGUGCAGUGUGUUCGCCAAUCAAAACACUGCCUGCCGUAUGGAUUCUCAAUGCCUGUGUAAAGAUUGAUAUGAAUUGUAGUGAUCCAACCCAAACAGAUUCAACACAUCUACAGUAUUCUCUUGAUUUUAUAGAAUUAGGAAGUCAAGCAUUCACCAUAGAUGAAUUAUCUAAUGGUGUAUACAAUUUAUGUUAUCAUCUGAAUGAAAGUAUGCGAUAUCAGCUUGCUGUGACUGUAUCUAAUGAUCUGUUAGAUUACAGAGCUUUUAUAUCUCUGGAAGUUGAAUAUGAAGACACAACUCCUCAAUUUACCUACGCAUCUUAUUCAAAAGACAUUCCAGAAAACAUACCUGUGGGGUAUAGUGUUACUACAAUCCCAGCAUCUGUCAGAUAUGGUGAAUUGUCUUUUUCAAUCCAAGGUCAAGAAAGUAUUCCAGUUUUUGAAAUCACCAAAACAGGAGUUAUUUUAACAAUAUUAUCUUUAAGACCAUAUACAAAUGUGACCAUGCAAUUUAAAGUUCAGGCAAUGAAUGUUCUUACUGGAUUGACAGCCUCAGCAGAUGUUAAUGUGUUUAUAUUAGAUGUUGAUGAUCCUCCGUCAUGUGAAGUAACUGGAUUUCUUCCUCUGUUACCUGUUGAUUCACCUGUUGGGACGAUUAUAGUAAAUUUUACCUGUAUUGACCCAGACGUAGUACAGGAAUAUAUUAGAGAGUUGGAUGCUCAUGUUGAGAUGGAAAAGGAUGAAGAGAUGUCCCAAGAUAUUUUGAAAAAAGAUGAAGAGAAGUCCCAAGACAGUUUGAAAAAAGAUGAAGAGAUGUCCGAAUAUAAUUUUAAAAAAGAUGAUUCUAACUUUGAGGUAAAGUUUCUUUCAAAAGGAAGGGAAACUACAGGAUCCAUAUUAACUAAAACUCCAUUACCUGUCGACAUACCUAUGUACAAUAUAACGGGAAUAGUUAGAGAGAAGAUUUCUCCUGAAUCACCAAGAUAUAAUAUUGUUAAAAGAAGACAACCUGUAUAUCGGGAAACAUUUGUGGUAAAUGUUAAUUUGACACCUCCAGAUCCUUCAUUUGAUGCCUAUAUCAUAAGCCCAACAAAAAUCCAGGUCAGAUGGGGUUUUACACGGUUAGAAUUUUACAACAUUACUGAAUGGUAUAUUAUCAGUUGGAAUGAAAAUGAAGAAAAUGGAUCUGUGAAUAGGUUCAGUGAGAUACAACAGUACACACUGACUGUGGAAGAAGAUAAAGUUUACAGAGUACAAGUCAAGGUCAAAACUAAAUAUGGAUUGUUAGUAACUCCCAUUAAAACAGUCAAAACACCAGAGAUUCCUAUCUAUUCAUCGUUUAUUGCAUCAUUCAAACUACAAGACAAAGAGUUUGUUCCAGAGCUGAAUGAUAAAUCUUCUAGUGAAUAUACUGAAUUGUCACAGUCUGUUAAAACUGAUGUAGAAAGUGAACUGAAUAAAACUUCUGGCUUUGUAUCUGUAGAAGUGUUACAAUUCAGAACUGGAAGUGUUAUAGUAGACACUUCAAUUACAGUUAAUCAGACAGGGAGUGUGCUUGAAAACUCAGCUGUGUUAAAAUCUGCCAUAGCAUCAGGAUAUUUGGGACAGCUUUCAGUAGAACCAUGGUCUUAUUCUAUAACAGAAGGAAAUGGAAAGUUACAGGUUGGACUGAGUGUCAAUGGACCAUUCUAUGAAGAUGCUGCUUUAACAUUUACUUGUACUGCUGAUAUUAUUGGUAAUGUUGGUCAAACCUCAGUUACAUGGACAUUAAACAAUGUGGUUCUAAGACCUACCAGUAAAUCAAGAUGGAGGAUCAUGAGACUGCAACCAAAUCAAUUGAUGCCUUUCAGGGUUGAGUAUCAGAUAUCAGUCGACCCUUUGAAAGUUGGAGAUUCAGGUAGUCUUUCCUGUAGUGUGACUGAUGGUUACUUACAAUCCAGCAGAAGUAUUCAGAUGCAAGUCCUUGGUAAACCAACAGUGUCUAUCUUCCCACUGACAGCAGUAGUUAAACAAGGGGAGACAACUACUGUACAGUGUACUGUUACUAGUAAUCCUACUGAAGUCAGAGAUAUACAGUGGUAUAAAAAUGGAUAUAUGUUUGAUGGAAGUCAAGAUGAAGUCAUUGAUACAGAUAUAGAAAGAACUAGUGAAUUACUAACCAUCAUAAAUAUUCAAAAGAGUGUUCUGUAUGGAUGUGUUGGUACAAACGAGGCUGGAGAGGGACCAAAAGUUAGGUCUAAUAUAACAGUGUAUGUAGAGGGAGAAAAUCUUGGAAUUUGUCCUGUUAAUGUUGAUAGAUUUGGAACAGUAUGGGAAGAAACCAUUGACGGUAUUAUUGUUACAAAGCCAUGUACGGGAAAUCAAACAGGUGAUGUGUCAAGAGUGUGCAAUGAUGGUGUAUGGGCAGAACCUGAUUACAGUACAUGUGUUUUGACGGAAUUAGUUUCCCUUGUUGAAGAGACUGACAGGUUGACUGAGGGUGCAGAAAGAGAAGUUGUUGAUGACAUUUUAAAGAAGUUAACAAACCUGACCCAAAGAGACAUUCAAUUGACGUCUGGUGAUCUAACUGCAGCAUCAAAUACCUUACUUGGUGUGUCCGAUCAUGCUAAAGAAAGGGUGGAGACAGUGUCUUCUGACCAGUUAGAGGAUUUUGUGGAAGCUGCGAAUAAUAUCUUAUAUGAUGAAAAGAAGGAAGAUUGGAAUCAAUUAAAAACCAAACAGCAGACCACUGAUGUAACCACAUUGCUAAAAGCUGUUCAAAAUUAUAAUGAUGCUUAUUCACAAAGUCAAGAUCAGGAGUUCAUAACAAUUAUACAGAAGGAAAAUAUAGUUGUAGAGGUUGGGAAGAUACAGAAUGAAGAUAUAACUUUUCCUGAUAGAACUCAAUUACAGCCGUCAUGGAUAACUAAAACCAAAACAACAAUCAAAUUACAACAGUCAUCAUUGACAGGCAAUCAACCAUUUGGAUUUGGAACUGCUUAUUACAGAAACAUAUCAGAUCUUUUCCCUACUUAUUUGUUAAAAAACAGAGAUGUACAAGACAUUGAAGGCAGUAUAGAAGUGAAUUCUGAUGUAGUGGACUUUUCUAUAUCUCCUCCUUUACCAUAUAUAAAUCCACCUCUAGUAAUACAAUUUGAGUAUUUGACUACUGGAUUAACUAAACCUGUAUGUGGAUUCUGGGAUUUUAAUUUACAAGCCUGGUCGACUGUAGGAUCUAGAUUGACUAAAGCCUCAGAUGAUCUAGCAACUUGUGAAUAUGAUCACACCACAAAUUUUGCUUUGUUGAUGAGUCCAAUGGGCACAAAGGAGACUGGACAUGAGAAAUCCUUAAGUUAUAUAUCAGCAGCUGGUUGUGGUAUAUCUAUCCUGUUUUUGGCUAUAACUCUUACAUUAUACUUUAGAAAUUGGCGUCGAAUCAGAUCAGAUAAAGCAAAAAUCCUGGUGAACUUAUGUAUAGCAUUGAUACUUUCUUAUGCUUUGUUCCUAUGCUUGUGGGCACCAUUAUCAGACAUAAGGGGAUUGUGUGUAACAAUUGCUGUGUUACUACACUAUAUUUUCCUGGUGGAUUUUACUUCGAUGUCCGCCAUGGCUAUAGAAAUUGGAAUCCAAGUUCUUUAUAUAUUACCAACAAAGUCUAGAGUGAAAUGGUUGAUACCAAGCUGCUGGGUUGUUCCAGCAGUGAUUGUUGGUAUAUCUAUGGGAGCAACACAAUUAGAAGGAUAUGGUGAUUCAGAUGUGUGCUGGCUGUCUGUAGAUAAAGGACUGAUAUGGGCAUUCAUAGGACCUGCUUUAGUUAUAGUAUUGGUGAAUCUUGUUAUACUAGCUUUAGUCAUAAGGACAUUGUUUAGGAGUAUGGGUAGUAAAGCUGGCAGAUCAAAUCAAUCCAAAUCAACACUAGAAAAAACAAAAACUGGUGCAAGAAGCAUUUGUGUAUUGGCUCCUUUGUUUGGUGUCACAUGGGUUUUUGGCGUAUUAUCUAUGUCAAAAGAUUUGGUAGCAUUCCAAUAUCUUUUUGCAAUAUUCAACUCCUUACAGGGAUUUUUUAUUUUCAUAUUUCACUGCCUAAUGGACAAACGGGUGAAUGAGGCAAUUAAACACCGUAAUAAGAAGAAAAAAACUUCUCGUUUUGACUCCUUUUCAAACACGGUCACAAAGACACGACUAAUAACCCAGACAAGUUUUACAGAGGAAUCUCCUGAAACCAGUCCAAAAAAAACUAAUUCGAGUGUACUUAAUACCAAUGAGCUGGAAAAGCCAUAUGACAAAGAUCUGAACAAUAACCUCAAUAACAAUUUGCCUGGAAGAAAGUUGUCACUACUGAACAAUUUUGUACCAAAGAAUCAGUCAUCUCCUAUAGGACAACAGAUGAUAGGUAGACAAUCAGCUUCUAAAAAUCUGCCCACACCAGCAAACCAACAAGAAGGUUACAAUCCAUGCGGACUGGUACAAAGUCCAAUGAGGCUGUCUCCAGGACAUCAACCAACAACUCCUUGGCAACCAAAUACAGCCGACAUUGGAACAAUUUGAAUCUGCUGCUGUUGAAAUGUUUGGUCACAUCUGAUGUUAAUUAUUGAUUGCAGAAGACUAUUUUUUGUCAUAUAAGUGG
Molecule: messenger RNA, 8763 nt
Organism: Mytilus trossulus (common blue mussel)
Lineage: Eukaryota; Metazoa; Mollusca; Bivalvia; Mytilida; Mytilidae
Exons: 53
Coding region: 102-8684 (2860 amino acids)
Biological process (GO): G protein-coupled receptor signaling pathway; cell surface receptor signaling pathway; homophilic cell-cell adhesion
Cellular component (GO): membrane
Molecular function (GO): calcium ion binding; G protein-coupled receptor activity
Source: RefSeq, a predicted model, not a curated record